AUGUCGAAGCUCCCCGAACUCCCGCCCAACUAUGCCAAAGCCUUGGAGCUUAUUGAUGCGGCCCACGCCCUCGACCCUAGGCCGGGCAAGGAUUCCAGCCCAUUCGAGCUCCAUUACGCCAAACACAUGACCCAGUGGGAGAACCCGAGGAGCAACUUCCCCAUGAACAGGGCAGGCUACUUGACCUGGCGGAGCAAGCUAAAGUCGCUCGCAGCCACGCAAGUAGCCGAGCUGCUGGCCUCGCCUACCAUUGAACCAGCUAUCCCCGAGGAGGAUAUCUCGCGCAUCGCGGGACUCAUCCGCAAAGAGAACCUCACGACCAAUGAGGAAACGCAGGUCCUCGAGGAUGUGGCAUGCCUCCUCAAGGCAGCAUCCCAACAUCUCCAACCCCCAUCUCUCCCGCGCGGCAUCCCCCUCCGAAAAAUGGCACCCACCCCGAACCCCCAAGCCCGCCCGCCAAACCCCCUCUCCACCCUCAUCAACGUCCACGACUUCCACCUCGCCGCCCAAACAUCCUUCACCCCCAAAGCCUGGGCCUUCGUCACCUCGGGCGCCACAGACCUCCACACCAAGCGCCGCAACAGCGCCACCUACGCCGCCAUCACCCUCCGGCCCCGCGUCCUCCGCGACGUCAGCGCCCGCCUCGUUCCCGCUGGCCGACAUCCUGGCCGAGAUCAAGCCCGCGGCGGGGCGCGGCGGCGACGACGACCCGAGAUCGCCAACGACGAGGGCGACUUACCCGUGUUUCUACAGCUCUACGUCGACAGGACGCGCGCAAACACCGAGAAACUCCUCAAGAACGCCCUCGACUGCGGCAUCGACGGGCUCUUCCUCACCGUCGACUCCGCCCUCCCAGGCAAGCGCGAGGCCGACGAAAGGAUCCAGUCCGACGAGUCCCUCACCUCCGCCAUCUCCGGCAUCCAGGCGCGCAACGACGCCAAGGGCGGCGCCCUCGGACGCAUCAUGGGCAGCUUCAUCGACCCCGCCCUCUCGUGGGACGACGUGCCCUGGCUGCGUCAACACCUCCCCGGCGUGCCCCUCGUGCUCAAGGGCAUCCAGACGUGCGCGGACGCCGUCAAGGCUCUGGAGGCCGGCGUCGACGGCAUCGUGGUGUCGAACCACGGCGGCCGCAACCUCGACACCGCGCCCGCCACCAUCAUGGUGCUCCUCGAGCUCCGGAAAAACUGCCCCGAGGUGUUUGACCGCAUGGACGUGUACGUGGACGGCGGCAUCACCCGGGGCACUGACAUCUUCAAGGCCCUGUGCCUCGGGGCCAAAGCCGUGGGGCUCGGUCGGGGGUUCUUGUUCUCUCUAAACUAUGGCGCCGAGGGGUCAAACCCCGCGUCUGAGCAGGCUGUAAAGUAG
Molecule: messenger RNA, 1365 nt
Organism: Parascedosporium putredinis
Lineage: Eukaryota; Fungi; Ascomycota; Sordariomycetes; Microascales; Microascaceae
Source: the annotation of a GenBank genome assembly